This is a messenger RNA of Lathyrus sativus (Indian pea), 1311 nucleotides long. Lineage: Eukaryota; Viridiplantae; Streptophyta; Magnoliopsida; Fabales; Fabaceae. The record is from the annotation of a GenBank genome assembly.
AUGUUAGAACGAACGCUCUCCUCCCGCCGCGGCAACUCCCACGGCGAAGGCGACGAAGACAUUUUCAACGACGACGAAUCCAAGACGAAGAAGCAACAAUACAUCCUCUUUCGCUUUACCAACAGAUUUUCAACCUACCUUUCCCGAACUGGUAGCCAGUGCGUGCCGUGUGUCGUUAUUGCAUUGAUUCUUUUCUUGAGUUUCUCGUUCUUCUUCACCUCUCGCAACUUCGUCUGCAUCUCGUCUUCAUCUUUCUUCAAACCCGCUGCUCGCGCUGCUUUCUUUGGUCUCGAUGGUCUCGACUCCGAUUUCGGAGUGCUCGGCGUGCCCUGCUGCAGAUCGAAACAUGGUAAAACUGUAGAAUGGACAUCAAAAGACCUGCUUAAGGGGCUGGAAGAGUUUGUUCCUAUAUAUGAGACACGGCCAAUCAAAAACAACAUGUAUGGGAUGGGUUUAGACCACAGCUUUGGACUUUGGUUUAUUGCCCGGUGGCUGAAACCAGAUUUGAUGAUCGAGAGUGGUGCUUUUAAAGGACAUUCAACUUGGGUUUUGCGGCAAGCUAUGCCUGACACGCAUAUUAUUUCUAUUACACCCAGGCAUCCAGAAAAGUAUCUAAAAAAGGGACCAGCUUAUGUUGAUGGUAACUGUACAUAUUUUGCUGGAAAGGACUUUGUGGAUUUUGGGAGUAUUGAUUGGCCAACAGUGAUGAGCAAACAAGGGAUUACAGACCUUAGUCGGGUUCUUAUAUUUUUUGACGACCACCAAAAUGAAUUGAAAAGAAUCGAACAAGCUCUGAAAGCUGGGUUCCGACAUCUUGUUUUUGAGGAUAACUAUGACACUGGUACUGGUGAUCAUUACUCACUGAGGCAGAUAUGUGAUCAAUUUUAUAUACGAGGUGGGGGACACAGUUGCUUUAAAGACAGUGACGAAGCUAGGAUCAGGUCAAAAAGGAAGAAAUUCUGGGAGAAAGCAGUUGAUAUCGACGAACUAUGUGGACCAGGGGAAGCAUGGUGGGGAGUUAGAGGGUACAUGCGCGACAACUUCAAUCACAGUAAUAAGCCAAUAUCUUACGCACAACACGUCCAGAAUAGCCGGUAUGUUGAAUCUAUUCUUGAUGUGUACUGGGAACUCCCACCGGUUGCUGGUCCUUCCCUAACUCAUCAAACCAGAUAUGAUCCCGCGCGUGCUCCCAUUCCUAUUGUGGAAGAUGGGCGAUAUGGUUUGUUCCAGCGGCUUGGUUUGGGUAAACUUGACAACUCUGUAUUUAAUGGAUACACUCAGAUGGUUUAUUUACAGAUAUCUGAACAAUAA